CGUUGUCCUGAAGGUCUCCGCAAGAGGAUUCACAUCGCUGGACAGGAAUCUGCAGCUGCACGGAGGGGAGAUCCACAAAGCCUAAACCCACUCUAGAGGCGGGGAUAGAGGGUUGAACUGAAAUAUACAUUUGUUUUAUUUACCCGACUUCAACAUGCCUCGCUCAUUCCUUGUGAAGAAAUACUUUUACAACAACAAGAAGCCAUACUACAGGGAGAGCCCUCUGGACAGUCAGGCUGCAUUUGUUCCAGAAAACCUGGAUUGGGCUGAACUACCAACCCAGGAUAACAGCUCUGCCCUGACAUGCUACACAGGCCUGUUAUUCGACUGCCUGCCUGUACCCCGUUCUCCGGCCACCCCUGCGUCUCCUGCUCUGUCCCCAUCACCCCUGGCCCCUGUGGACCCCGGAAGCUCUCCUUCCAGCAGCAGUGGAGAGGAAGAGGACGACGGGGGACGCACUUCAGAUCCCCCGAGCCCAGACGUCAUCCAGGACCUCUUCCACUGUCUGUACUGCAGUAAAAGCUACAAAAGGCUCUCCUCGCUUUCCCACCACCAGAUGACCCACCAUCAGAUGCCCCCUGACCGAGUGUCUCAGUGCACAGUGCUGCAGCAAACGCCAUCUCUGCCCAGUGGUGAAGUCUCAGGACGCCCCACCUUCCAUUGCAAACACUGCCCCAAGGAGUACACCAGCCUAGGAGCCCUGAAGAUGCACAUUCGCUCACACACCCUGCCCUGUGUGUGUCCCACUUGCGGAAAAGCCUUCUCCAGACCGUGGCUGCUCAGGGGACACAUUCGCACACAUACAGGUGAGCGUCCCUUUGCAUGUCAACACUGUAACCGGGCUUUUGCUGACCGCUCCAACCUGCGCGCCCAUCUGCAGACCCACUCCGAGGUUAAGAAGUACCAGUGUGGCUCCUGUGCCCGGACCUUCAGCCGUAUGUCCCUGCUGCACAAACACACCGCCUCUGGAUGCUGCUCUGCAACUAUAGCCUUACAUUCCCUGGACUGAUCUCAUGCAGGAGAUUCUUGUGUACUCUGAUGGGACAGAAAAAAAUAAUAACUGAUGCUUUUUAAGUGCCUUUUUUUGGAGACUUUUUAGGUCACUGGUCAUUUCUGGGUCCAUCAAGUGUGUGUGUAUUUGUGUGAUUCGUAGGCAGCUGGACAUGCAGUUAAUUCCUAGGAAACUCCAUUGGUGCCGGCCGGUCCGGGACUCUGGCCAUGUUGCAGCUGCUUGGGUGUGUUUGUGUGUAUGAGGGGAUGUCAUUCCUCACCAUACUAUACAUACAUGGCAAGUGCAUAUGAGCAACUGUGUGUGUGUCUGUGUGUUGAGACAGCUGUCUGUGUAUGGUGUACUGGGGAGGCCGGGCGCUGAGAGACAUGUUAGCUGUGACCUCGACGACAGGUGACCCUCUGCUCAUCCCUCCUCAUGCAGUGACUCCACACACUCAGUCUGUUAUUGGACCAUUUAAGUUUGACCAAAAUGCAAUUUUAAUGCCUUCACUUUAUUGCAAUUUUACACUCUGAACCUUUUAUAACAGAUUUUUUUUGUACUUUUUUUUUUUUUUUUCAUUUUCGGCACAGUUUUUUCAUGC
Sphaeramia orbicularis (orbiculate cardinalfish) is the source of this 1592-nucleotide messenger RNA. It is a transcript of the gene snai1b, whose product is annotated as snail family zinc finger 1b. Gene Ontology annotation, molecular function: DNA-binding transcription factor activity, RNA polymerase II-specific; RNA polymerase II cis-regulatory region sequence-specific DNA binding. Bases 155 to 1009 code for a protein of 284 amino acids. NCBI's taxonomy places the organism in Eukaryota, Metazoa, Chordata, Actinopteri, Kurtiformes, Apogonidae. The record is from RefSeq and is a predicted model, not a curated record. The transcript has 3 exons. Gene Ontology annotation, biological process: regulation of DNA-templated transcription.